Messenger RNA from Alternaria metachromatica, 1761 nucleotides. RefSeq lists its product as uncharacterized. The record is from RefSeq and is a predicted model, not a curated record. The coding region runs from base 1 to 1761 and encodes 586 amino acids. The transcript is spliced from 4 exons. Lineage: Eukaryota; Fungi; Ascomycota; Dothideomycetes; Pleosporales; Pleosporaceae.
AUGCCACCAAAGAAGAAGCCUGCUCAAACACCCGCUCAAACACCUGCCCAAACACCCGCUCGGACACCUGCUCGGACAUCUGCUCGGACACCUGCUCGAACACCGCGUCAGCAGAGCAACACAUUGACGCCUACCGAAGUUUACGACGAGGAAGAGAACGACUUUAGCAUCAACGUCCAUGCCAGUCUUAUGGAAGACGACGAGAUCAGCAGCGGAGAUGAAGAUAUCGCAGCCAAUAUCCCACAGGGAUGUGCCGUUAGCGACGACGAUCUACUUGAUGACCUGAGCCCUACCGACAUCGAGGCGCUCGUCCAGCGGCUUCUUCCUGGCAUUUGCCAGCAAGAUGUCCAAGACUUCCUAGCCCAGAUUACUACACACAAUUCGCCGCCCUUUACCAUACCACGCCACGAGCGAGAGCCUAAGAGCUGGCCCUCGACGUACGAAGAGUCGGACCUGUUGUGGGAAGAGGGAGCCAAGGCUGAGCGAGCAAUCAAGCUACCUGUCGGAACCAAUAUGCCGAAGUGGUUGGACACGUCAGAGGAUCAGCUAGUCAAGUACACAGGGAGCAUCCAAGACAGCCUGGUUCUAAUCACAUCGUAUCCAACAGUACGCGUUGGCAGUACGGUGCACGCCUCCUACGGGACGACGAUGGACCUCUCUAAUAUAGCGAUGUUAAUGCUUUACGCGAAGUUGGGACUGCACCUAAAGUCAUUCCGACCGACCGGCGCCCUCCACAUCAACGCUUUCCCGCGUCGCGUCAACAGAAAGACUGUGCCAACAGGCCAAAAGAUUUUGGAGAAGCUUCCGGCUGUCCUACGGAACUACUGGCAGUGUGUCGCGCAAGAAUGGCUGGCAAGAUCGCAGGCAAAGAUCGCCCUACUUGUCGGAGCGGCUGCAGUCACUACCUAUCUGUCAUAUCUAGACGUGAACGAUGUUCAGCACCAGCAAAUAUGGUUGGCUGAUGGCAACAAUGAGUACCAAUCAAGCAAGACACCACCGUGUUGGAUCGAAUACAACAAGGACAACAAUAUCAAACGCAUCGCAUUCUCAGUUCCGCACCCUGAGUAUUUCAACCGUUACCGCGGCACUGUAGUCACUCACACGAUGAGAGCUAAUGCGCUUAAAGAGCGUUUCAUUGAUUACGCGAUGGUGAAGGUCUGGGGUACGGCACACCUGCAAGGCUUUCUUAGCUCGACAAAGUACCGAUUUCAGACCACAACGGGUAUCAUCCUGCGCAUGUCUGAUUUCGAGAACUACGGCGCAGACAACACCACACUUCGCAAGAUUCUCAGUAUCCCCAACUUAAGCAACGCCACCCUUAACGUCCUCCUCACCGGCUACAAGAAGAUAAGCAAAGAGGAGGUUGAAGGGAUCAAGGCGAUGCGGAGGGCCAUGGACGUCGAACUCACGGAGAAGUCAUCAUACUGGGAUGGAGCGGACGUCGUCUCGAAGUACGGCCACCACGCAUUCACGUUCAAAUUGAUCGCAGAGCGGCGGGAGGGGCCGAGGGAAUCUACCAAGCCCAAGACGCAACCCCUUGCAUUAUCGCUGUAUGAAAUUGAAGGACACCCCUUCCUCAAAAGAUAUAACACCACGGUUUCGGACCUUCUCGCGAAGGAAGAUAUCAAAAAGCAGAAAGCGUGCGCGCGGAGGAGGAAGAGGAGAGCAGUUGAGAUGGAGGGUGAGGACAAAGAGAACGCCGAGGACAGCUAUCAAACACCGAACUUGACGCCUUUGAGAAAGAGAGUCGCAAGCAUUUAA